AUGAUGAAGCAGGCAGAGGCAGCGUUAGCAGAGGACAUACGCACGCCUGAGUGGAUCAGCCUGAGCAUGUCCGACGUGCCGGAGCUGGUGCUGCAGCUGAGCGGCGGAGGCUCCAGCCCCAACCUACCGGAGACAGUCGCUGCGCUGCGCGAGGCAGCCGCGGCAGCGAGCGAGCCGGCCGAGAAGGCGCGCCGGCUUCUGCACGUCGUCGCCCGCAACGCGUUUGCGCUGUUGGGCGAGCAGGCGCUAAGGAGUCUUUACCAGGUCGUACGAAGUUUUCGGGUAAACCCUCUCCACAAGCACAAGGUCUCGUAUUACAUAUUCUUGUGGUGGUCGGCUAUGCAAAGAGAGGAGGCCCCUCGUCCGAGUCAGAUGAAACACAAACCGCGCUUGUAA
Molecule: messenger RNA, 396 nt
Organism: Emiliania huxleyi CCMP1516
Lineage: Eukaryota; Haptophyta; Isochrysidales; Noelaerhabdaceae
Exons: 2
Coding region: 1-396 (131 amino acids)
Source: RefSeq, a predicted model, not a curated record